Messenger RNA from Angiostrongylus costaricensis, 387 nucleotides. NCBI's taxonomy places the organism in Eukaryota, Metazoa, Nematoda, Chromadorea, Rhabditida, Metastrongylidae. The record is from the annotation of a GenBank genome assembly.
AUGCAAAUUUUUGUGAAGACUCUCACUGGAAAAACCAUCACUCUUGAGGUUGAGGCAUCGGACACCAUCGAAAAUGUUAAAGCGAAGAUACAAGACAAAGAGGGUAUCCCUCCCGAUCAGCAACGUCUAAUCUUCGCUGGAAAGCAACUUGAGGACGGCCGUACGCUGUCAGACUACAACAUUCAGAAGGAGUCUACCCUUCAUCUUGUUUUACGCCUUCGUGGAGGUAUUAUCGAGCCAUCACUCCGUCAGUUAGCGCAGAAAUACAACUGUGACAAGCAGAUCUGCCGCAAGUGCUAUGCUCGCUUGCCACCUCGUGCUUCUAACUGCAGAAAGAAGAAGUGCGGUCAUUCGAAUGACUUACGCAUCAAGAAGAAACUGAAGUAA